Messenger RNA from Cryptomeria japonica (Japanese cedar), 1494 nucleotides. Its product is annotated as GEM-like protein 1. The transcript is spliced from 4 exons. Lineage: Eukaryota; Viridiplantae; Streptophyta; Pinopsida; Cupressales; Cupressaceae. Bases 273 to 1202 code for a protein of 309 amino acids. The record is from RefSeq and is a predicted model, not a curated record.
UAUAUAGUAAAGUAGAAGCGUUUAUCCAGUCAUUCAUUCCGCGUAACGGUAACCUCGCGGUGAAGGCACCGACUCUGAUUCAGAAACACGCCUGUUCCUUCUGUAUAAUAGGGGGCGGCCGGAAUUAGGUACCCAAUUCAAAAAGGGAGGCAAAGAUUACAAAUCCCACACAAAUUACCGUUACAGAUUGUUUAAAGGCGCAGGGUGCCGAGUGAUCACAUUCAGUAAAGUAUUUGCAGAGAUUAUUCGGGGAAAGGAAGAGCAGGAAGAGCAUGGAUCAGAGCAGUAAGAAAAAGGAGGAGCAUGAAGAGCAUGGAUCAUAUGUGCAGGUGCCGCUUUCGGGAGGGCACAGCGAGGACUAUGCGCCCUAUCCCAAAUUGAACGUGGAAGAUGAAGAGGGAGUGGGAGUUGGAGUGAGUCCCCGCGGCGGAACUUCCAUGAUGGGAUCACCUUCAAAUCCAAACUCCCAUCCCGUCAAUCAGCAGGCUGCCACUUGGGUUGCGGGGGAUCAUCUUUCUUCUACUCCUCAACCUCAUCCCCAACAGGAUCAACUCAGCACCCUUCCACAGAACAAUCCCUAUGUGGCCACCGCGCCCGCACCUGCUGCGUCUAAGAGUUCCGUGGAUUCAGUUCGUGAUACUUUAGGCAAAUGGGGGAAGAAGGUAGGGGAGGCCACAAAAAUGACAGGGGAGAUAGCUGGAAAUGUUUGGCAGCAUUUGAAAACAGGUCCCAGUCUUGCUGACACAGCUAUGGAGAGGAUUGCUCAAGGGACCAAAGUGCUUACAGAAGGAGGCUAUGAAAAGAUUUUCCGUCAGAGCUUUGAUAAUCUCCCUGAAGAAAAACUACUGAAGACAUAUGCUUGCUACUUGUCAACCUCUGCUGGGCCUGUCAUAGGAACACUAUAUUUGACCGACGUGAAGAUUGCUUUCUGCAGUGACAACCCCCUUUCUUAUAAGGUCAAUACAGACAAGACUGAAUGGAGUUUUUACAAGGUGGUUUUACCUCUAAAUCAACUGAAAGCUGUUAAUGCUUCAUCAAACAAGACCAAACCAUUAGAGAAAUACAUCCAGAUCGUUUCCACUGAUAACCACGAGUUUUGGUUCAUGGGUUUUGUAAACUAUGACAAAGCAGUGAAGAACCUGCAAGGAAUAUUGACAAAGGAAGGCCCACAAUCAUCUGGUGGACAAUUUGAAACUAUUUAAUUAUAUGACUUGUUUCUGAUCAUAGUUGAUCAAUGUUGGGGUGUUCUUGUUUAUCAUGGUAAAUCUCAUGUAUAUUCGUUAAUUCAAUGCAUAUCUUUGUGGACGUACUUCUGCUGGUUCAUAUCUUUUUGUCUCUCCUGUGAGAAAAAUAGACUGGCAGCUAAUAAUAUAUUUUCAAGAACUGCCUCCCAUGCAUAAUAUUUAUACUGUUAGCAUACGGUCUGCUUGCUAUAAGCUAAAGAGUGUACCAGGAAUUCAAGGAAAUUUGUUUAAUUGUUGAAAAUUAGUAGCA